AUGGGUAUCCUCGGAUUUGGCUAUGACCAUUGCUCUGAUGAUUACAAAUUGGCGAGAAUAACCGACUAUAGGAUCUAUGUAUAUUCACUGAGAAAUGGUUUUUGGAGAAAAGUUAAAGACUUUCCUGAGCAUUGUAUUCAUGAAGUUAUGGGUCAUACGACGCAGCUGAAUGGAGCCAUUCAUUGGCUUUAUUUCCGAUAUGACGCAGCUGAUUGGUAUUCUAGAUCAUUAGAGAUUGCUGCAUUUAGUUUGGCGGAUGAGAAACUGAGGAAGAUUCCAUUGCCUACUUCCUCCAACAAUUGCCAACUACUGGUGUUUGAAGGAUGCCUUUAUGUACAUAAUUUACAUGAUGCACUUUGGGUUAUGAAGGAAUAUGGGGUGUACAAGUCUUGGACUAAACUUGAUAUUAAAGUCCCAUUUAGAAAUACGUUGGAGCCAUUGGGUUUGUUGGGGAAUGAUGAAGUUCUGUUGUUAGAUCACAAUAGGUUUUCACAUGAGGUCUGGUGA
Cornus florida is the source of this 507-nucleotide messenger RNA. RefSeq names its product F-box/kelch-repeat protein At3g06240-like. Lineage: Eukaryota; Viridiplantae; Streptophyta; Magnoliopsida; Cornales; Cornaceae. The transcript has 2 exons. The record is from RefSeq and is a predicted model, not a curated record. The coding region runs from base 1 to 507 and encodes 168 amino acids.